UGAUACCUUUUUGUUGGUAAACAACUGCUUAAUGCUAAAUAAAAACAAGUCGGAUAACAAACUGGUCGAGUUUGAUUGUUACUAAUAAACAACAUUAGUUGUAAAACAAUGAGUUCGGAACUAAUUAUUGGUGAUACUGAAUCUUGUUUAAAACCAUGCCGUUUGUGCCUACGAGAAUACAAAAAUGAUUUCAUGCAAGACAUCUUCACGGAGGAAUCCAACUUGGAAGAGCGCGUAAUAAAGGCAGUUUCGGUUGAGCCCUCUCGCGCUGAUCCAAUGACCCACAUUUGCUCAAACUGUAACGCCCUAGUCGCCCUGAUCAUCGACUUUCGAACUGCUUGUCGACAAGCCAACGAUCUUUUAAAAAGCGAAACUUAUAGAACUGUACGAUCUUCUACCUGGGAACGCCCAAAUGCGGAAGAAACGUUCCGCCGAGCUGCCAACCUAGUUCAAGAACAUCGCUAUGAAGUCAAAGCUCUACUGAAGAGCAACAAAUGUCACGUUGGCGAAGCCACACAAAAUUUCCUGGAGGACGUCGAGUGUGAACCGGAAACACCACAAUAUCUCGAGCAAGACGACGAAUCUCCCUCUUCGCCGGAAGAAUCUUCCAUAGCAGCUCGACUUACAUGCGGAAAGCGAGGCCGUGAAAAGAUCAUGUGCCCCAUUUGCGGCGAGAUGGUGUCGCUGGAGACCCUCGAAGGCCACCAGAACCGGCACGCCGGGGUGCAACCUUUCACGUGCGAUAUUCCAGGCUGCGGGGCAAAGUUGUACUCCCAGCUUGCCCUGCGGCAGCACCGCAGUCGGCACAAGUCUGCGAGCAAGUUCUACGACUGUGGAGUGUGCGGCAAGCGGAUCAAGAGCGCGGCCUAUUGGUUGAUCCAUCGGAAGAGCCACACGGAAGAGCCGCGGUUUUCGUGCGAUAUUUGCGGGAAAAAGUUCCACCGGAAAUACAAGCUGAAACAGCACUCCACGGUGCACUCCGGAAUUGCAGAGUUUCAGUGUGAAAUUUGCGGCAAAUAUUUUACCAUUAAGCACAACUUGACGGCGCACUACAAGUUACAUGCUAGGAAAGAUCAAAAAGCAAUGACAAACAGAAACUUUAACGAAAAAUAAGCAAAUGCAAAAAAGCGAAACUUCAAGACUACGCGCACAUUUUUUCUUCAAUAGUAGCCUAUCCUAAGUAGUACAGUACUUGUUCGGUAACUGGGAUGAGAACGUAGCCUAGUUACCGAAUGCUGCUCGCUAACUGGGCUGAACGGAAAAUGUCGAGGGGACCACCAACGCAUUAUAUUUUCUUAGUGAAAUAUAAAAAUAAAAGUUAUCUAAAUUUAAGUUUAGAGCCAA
This is a messenger RNA of Culex quinquefasciatus (southern house mosquito), 1344 nucleotides long. Its product is annotated as zinc finger protein 471. Gene Ontology annotation, cellular component: nucleus. Gene Ontology annotation, biological process: regulation of transcription by RNA polymerase II. NCBI's taxonomy places the organism in Eukaryota, Metazoa, Arthropoda, Insecta, Diptera, Culicidae. The transcript has 3 exons. The coding region runs from base 109 to 1113 and encodes 334 amino acids. Gene Ontology annotation, molecular function: DNA-binding transcription factor activity; zinc ion binding; RNA polymerase II cis-regulatory region sequence-specific DNA binding. The record is from RefSeq and is a predicted model, not a curated record.